Molecule: messenger RNA, 1697 nt
Organism: Theobroma cacao (cacao)
Lineage: Eukaryota; Viridiplantae; Streptophyta; Magnoliopsida; Malvales; Malvaceae
Product: RNI-like superfamily protein
Biological process (GO): SCF-dependent proteasomal ubiquitin-dependent protein catabolic process
Cellular component (GO): SCF ubiquitin ligase complex
Molecular function (GO): protein binding
Source: RefSeq, a predicted model, not a curated record
CUGUCAACUUACAAUUUCCCAUUUCCAUCAUAGGGAGAAAGAGAUUAGGGUUUGUGUUUUCUUAUUUAUUAUUCAACCCUAAUCCCAAAACCGUCCCCUCCUAAUUAAAUUUGUUCAAUUCCAUUCCUAUCAAUGGCUGCUGCUUUUGCGUCGCCUUCAGUUUGCAUAAACGAGACAUUAACUGACGACGAGCUGAGAUCGAUACUGACAAGGCUGGAAAGUGAUAAGGAUAAGGAAGUGUUCGGUCUGGUCUGCAAGAGAUGGCUGCAUCUGCAGAGUACCGAGAGGAAGAAGCUCUGCGCACGUGCGGGACCACACAUGCUCAGCAGGAUGGCCGCCAGGUUCACACGUGUGCUUGAGUUGGACCUCUCUCAGUCGGUUUCCAGGUCCUUUUAUCCUGGCGUUACCGACGCUGAUCUUGCCGUUAUUGCGGAAGGGUUCAAGUGCUUAAAAGUGCUCCAUUUGCAGAAUUGUAAAGCUGUUACGGAUAGAGGAUUGGCAUCGAUUGGUACUGGUCUUUCUUCCCUCCAGUCCUUGGAUGUUUCAUAUUGCAGAAAGUUAACGGACAAGGGAUUGUUAGCUGUUGCUGAGGGCUGUCAUGAUCUGAGAAGCCUUCAUCUUGCUGGCUGCAGAUUUGUCACUGACGGAUUGUUACUAACUCUUUCUAGGAAUUGUGACAAUCUAGUAGAGUUGGGCUUGCAGGGAUGCACCAAAAUCACUGACUCUGGACUGGCUGAUCUUGUCAAUGGUUGUCAUCAUAUUAGGUUUUUAGACCUCAAUAAGUGCAGCAAUGUAGGGAACGUAGGGAUUUCCAAGGUUGCCCAGGCUUGUUUAUCUUCUCUGAAGACACUGAAGUUGUUGGACUGUUACAAAGUUGGAGAUGAGUCAAUAUUAAUCUUAGCCAAAUUUUGCAAAAAUCUUGAAACUCUUAUAAUUGGUGGUUGUCGUGACAUCUCUGAUGUGUCUGUAAAGUCAUUAGCUUCUGCAUGUAAAAAUAGUCUGAAGAAUUUGAGGAUGGAUUGGUGUCUAAACAUUUCUGACUCUUCAUUGAGCUGCAUCCUUACUCAAUGCAAAAACUUAGAGGCACUUGAUAUUGGAUGCUGUGAGGAGGUGACUGAUGCUGCUUUUCAGGAUUUGAGGAAUGACAAAACUGAGUUUAGGUUGAAGGUUUUGAAGGUCAGCAACUGUCCAAAGAUUACAGUUUUAGGAAUAGGCAUGCUUUUGAAUCAAUGCACUUCUUUGGAAUAUCUUGACGUUCGGUCCUGCCCUCAUGUAACUAAGGCAGGUUGCGAUGAAGCUGGAUUAACAUUCCCUGAAUGUUGUAAAGUGAAUUUCACAGGAAGUUUAAGUGAGCCGGAUGUCCUAGUUUAACCAACAUAUCUGACUCACUGAAGAUACUGCACCAACAUUUCAUAGCAGUCGACCAUGUUUCAAAGCUCAUGGGUGUACUACAGCAGGUGAGGGCUUUUCAACAUAUUCUUUCCGGUUCUUUGAUAUGUUCUGCAUAGAGCUUGGGGGUGGAGUAAGAUUUGGUGGUUUUAUUUGUUUAUUUCUCAGAUUUAUAUGUAUAUUUUGCAUGUAUAUUACUUUUCCCAUGUCUUCCAUGGAAUAUUUCUGUAAUUUGUUGGUAGAUCUCUUCAUUUAUCUGUAUCUUGUCAUGACAAUAAGAUUCUGUACCAGAUUUUCUCCAGUUGGUA